UGUAUUGGAGAGAAAAGAGGAAAUAAAUUGGAUUCAGAAGUGUGCGAGUGUUAAAGAAUAUGCACAAUGUUUCUCUUUCUUUUUUUCAUAGGAUCGAUUUCAUUGGCAUUACUGAUGACAUCUACCCAAGGAAUAAUAACCACUGACCAUCUUCUCAUUGACUUUAUGACAUCACUGUUGAGAUUGAUGGGACAAACACUUUAUAUUAUGAUUGGAUAUGUUUUUGAAUUGUCAAAUCAUGUUGUUUCCGCGUGCAUUACUUGCCUACCAUUUGUAUGGAAGGUUGUGAUGAUAGUGGCAUCAUUUGUAAUUUGGGUAGUAAAACAAGUUCUGAAAGGAGUACUUGGCACUGGGGAUGUCUUCCUUGCAGCAUUGAGCUGGGUAUUCUGUUUUUGUUUAUUUUGUCUAUGUCUUAUAUGGUCAGAGAGUCUCUUCAAAAGUGUCAACUCCAAUGAAAUUGAUGACAACAACAGAAAUAUGAUUCAAGAAGUGAAUAGGAGGAUGGAGUAUGAAAACCAGGAGAAUGAAAAUGAAGAGAACAGCAUGGAAGAAGCAGAAAUUAACAUGGCUUCUGAGGACAAUGACAGAAAUGCAGUUCGCGAAUUAGAACGUAGACAAAUAAAUAGAAUUCUACCCCAAAGAGAACCUGCUGCAGUGUUUCAAGGAGAACGACUUGUAGUUCGACUGCCUGAAAAACGGAGAAGGAUCAGAAAUUCAAUCAGGUAUAUCCAAAUUCAGAAUGAAGGAGUCCAAAGUGAAAGUUCAGACUCAGAAGCUGAUGGUAGUAGCAGUGACUCAGAAACAGAAUUAGCUGAAUCCAGGAAUGAAAACAGUAAUUUAUCUAGAAACAACACAACAGUUCGCAGAAGGCAACGUAAUGACAGUGUAGACAACGCUUUUUGUGUAGUCUGCUUUGAAAGGCAGAGAAAUGCUGCUGUAUUUCCAUGUGGACAUUUGCACUUGUGUACAGAGUGUGCAGAAUCCAUUAUGACACGGACGAAAGUCUGUCCCACUUGUCAAAGUUCAAUCCAAGAGUAUAGAAGAGUGUACUUGUAGCUGUGUUGGUUUACAGACUAUUGUUUGUUUACUUAUUUACUCAAUUUACUUAGUGGGACUUUUAAUUUAGCACAUCACACAUUAGACAACAUGUGCUAAUUCUUGAUUAACAUUAAAAUAUGAAUUUAUGAAUAAAUUAUGAAUGUAAACAGAGAUGGGGCUAAUUAGGCCAAAAAAAAUAAUCAAUAGUUUCUCAGGCACCACCGCAUCAGGUCAAACACUGUAGCAUUGAUCAAUUUUAUUGACAUAUUGAAAAGGGAAAUAACUCAGUUUUCUAUUUUUCCAAGUUGAAAAAGAAAAUUGAGUUAUUCUCUUUUCGUAAAUGCUAAUAGAUAGACGUUUUUAUUAGAUAAACAAUACAUUUCUUGUUA
Molecule: messenger RNA, 1427 nt
Organism: Saccostrea echinata
Lineage: Eukaryota; Metazoa; Mollusca; Bivalvia; Ostreida; Ostreidae
Product: E3 ubiquitin-protein ligase cblA-like
Exons: 1
Coding region: 67-1056 (329 amino acids)
Source: RefSeq, a predicted model, not a curated record